GCACGCCACACUGGCUGCAGCAGGGCUGCGCUUCCCGGUACAUCCGGGUUACUGGCACGCACGCGCGUGACGCAUGCCCGGCGGCGCUCGUCGUCGUCGUCUCCCUGGUGGCGGCUCCUCCUCCUCCUCCUUUGGCAGUCUGGUCCCUGCGGGCGGCUCCGGCGCUGCUGCUCCCGCUCCCCAGACUUCGGUCCCUCCCCUCGGCUUCGGGGAGGGGGCAGCGCGGUUUCACAGAAAAGCUGCUACAACUGCUUUGUAAGGAGCAAUACGUUAAAAAGGAUUCAAGACUAUAUUGUCACCUGAUUGGGAACAAAAACAGAGCAGCACUGGCUGUAGUUCAUCUUGCAACUCCACUCGCACUCGAUCACAGCACCACAAAGUUUCCAAAGGUAACUUAACAUGGGGAACCUUCUAAAAGUUCUAACAUGCACAGACCUUGAGCAGGGACCAAAUUUUUUCCUUGAUUUUGAAAAUGCUCAACCUACAGAAUCAGAAAAGGAAAUUUAUAAUCAGGUAAAUGUAGUGUUAAAGGAUGCAGAAGGAAUCCUGGAAGACUUGCAGUCGUACAGAGGAGCCGGUCAUGAAAUAAGAGAGGCAAUACAGAAUCCCUCUGAUGAAAGGCUACAGGAGAAGGCAUGGGGUGCGGUUGUCCCUCUAGUGGGCAAACUAAAGAAAUUCUAUGAAUUUUCUCAAAGACUAGAAGCAGCAUUACGAGGUCUCCUUGGAGCCCUGACAAGCACUCCAUAUUCUCCCACACAGCACCUGGAGCGAGAGCAGGCUCUUGCAAAACAGUUUGCAGAAAUUCUUCAUUUCACACUUCGGUUUGAUGAGCUGAAGAUGACUAAUCCUGCAAUACAGAAUGACUUCAGCUACUACAGAAGAACCUUGAGUCGUAUGAGGAUCAACAAUGUUCCAGCUGAAGGAGAAAAUGAAGUAAAUAACGAAUUGGCCAACAGAAUGUCUUUAUUUUACGCUGAAGCAACACCAAUGUUGAAAACCUUAAGUGAUGCAACAACAAAAUUUGUUUCUGAGAACAAAAAUUUACCAAUAGAAAAUACCACAGAUUGCUUAAGCACCAUGGCCAGUGUUUGCCGAGUCAUGCUGGAAACCCCGGAAUACAGAAGCAGGUUCACAAAUGAGGAAACAGUAUCAUUCUGUCUGAGGGUAAUGGUGGGUGUCAUCAUUCUCUAUGACCAUGUGCAUCCAGUUGGCGCUUUUGCUAAAACUUCAAAAAUUGAUAUGAAAGGAUGCAUCAAAGUUCUCAAAGAUCAGCCUCCAAACAGCGUAGAAGGCCUUCUAAAUGCUCUCAGGUACACAACAAAACAUUUGAAUGAUGAGACUACCUCCAAGCAAAUAAAAUCUAUGUUGCAAUAACAGUUACCUGGAAAUGCCCUGCUGUAAACUGAAGACAGUAUUCUGCAAUGACUGAGAUGCACAGAUCUUUUUUAAGUGAUUGAACAGCUAUCUUCUUCAGUCUUGCUUUUGAUUUUUUUUCCUUGUCCUCUUUUCCCUUUAAAAAAAAAAAUCACGUUCUUGUUCUUGAGUAAGCCGAUAACUUCUUUUCUGUGCCAAAAUCAAUGAAAUCUAUCAACUCUGGAAGGUAAUUUUUACUUUUCAGAAUGGCCAUUCUAUGUGGCAGCUAAUUCUGUGUUGCGUUUUGGAUUUCUCUGUACUGGGGAAAGUUCUGUGACUUGAACUAAAUAUUUUUAAACGUGUUUUAUUUCUUUUUUGUUUUUGAAAAACUAAUAUUUAAUAUUGCUUCUUGUGCAUGGCAAAACUGCCUAUUUCUGCUAUUUAAAAAAAAUAAAAGAAACCCUCAGUGACUUCAUUUUUUAUUGCAGCUUUUUUAUGUGCAACCAUGAGGAAACUUAAGAGCAGAUUUGUUUAAAUUAACUGUGUUUGUACAAAUGGUACCCAACACAAAGGUUUUUUUAAGAAAAAAGAAUUGAGUAAAAACUGUUUGUUUUUAAAAGUUAAGUUUGCAUUUUGACUCAUUUUUGUAAGGAUGUAUGUUGUAUGUUUAACUAACGUUUAAAAAAAAAGUGGUGUGUGCGUACCUAAAUUACGUAUGCAUGUUUGUGUCAAAUGACUGGCGGUGGAGAUAAUAAAAAUCGGCUUUCAUUUU
Molecule: messenger RNA, 2125 nt
Organism: Hemicordylus capensis (graceful crag lizard)
Lineage: Eukaryota; Metazoa; Chordata; Lepidosauria; Squamata; Cordylidae
Gene: CYRIB
Product: CYFIP related Rac1 interactor B
Exons: 14
Coding region: 400-1374 (324 amino acids)
Biological process (GO): regulation of actin filament polymerization; positive regulation of T cell activation
Molecular function (GO): small GTPase binding
Source: RefSeq, a predicted model, not a curated record